Messenger RNA from Fopius arisanus, 2073 nucleotides. It is a transcript of the gene Dolk, whose product is annotated as Dolichol kinase. The transcript is spliced from 6 exons. The record is from RefSeq and is a predicted model, not a curated record. Gene Ontology annotation, biological process: dolichyl monophosphate biosynthetic process. The coding region runs from base 281 to 1696 and encodes 471 amino acids. Gene Ontology annotation, cellular component: endoplasmic reticulum membrane. Lineage: Eukaryota; Metazoa; Arthropoda; Insecta; Hymenoptera; Braconidae. Gene Ontology annotation, molecular function: dolichol kinase activity.
AACACGUAAAUGAAUAAUUGACGUAUCAUGCAAUUUUAAAAGGCUGCUGGGUAUACGUACUUCGUCUCGUAUUACACGUAUCAUAACAUCGCAGAUACGUAUGUGAAUGUUCAACGCUUGAAUGCCCGAGUGGUGGGAUGAAUUUGUGUCAGUGGUGUGCCUGAUGUCAGUAAGAAGUAAAAAUUGAGUAAUAGUGCAUCUGUCAGUGUUGAUUGUUGAGUUUCCAAGACGCUCAUUUUUUUUUCCUCAUUAUUGUCAUUUUAUUCAGAAUUAAGUAACAAUGGAGACAUUAACAUUAGCUUAUAAAAAUAGCGAACAAAGGAUAAUGAAAAAUUUGGAAACUGGCAGAAUAUUACAUCGACCAAAAGCAAGUGCAGGAUUAUGGCUAGGACCUCUGAUUGGUCUUAGUGCAGCAGCAACAAUCCUUAGAGAAGACAACAGUUAUUCAGAAAUAUGUCUACUCGUGGGAUUAACUGGGGUUGGGUUAAUUAUAUGCACAGCCUGCCUUUUUGUACAAUUGAUUAUUGAUAAAUCACCGAGUAAGGAUUUCCAAAUAAUUUUUUUUUUGCCAGCGAGUAUUACAUCAAUGUUGUAUUUACUGGGAGCAAAUAAAGGGCUGCUAACGAGCGUUUUCUGGGGCCUGGGGACUGGCUCUUUGGGGACAUGGGGGAUUUUACAAUUGAUGUCGUACUUCCCGAGGUGUUUUACGCUGGGUGAAGCAAUCACUGUUACACAUGGAAUUAUAUUAUUUUUGUUAUCUGCUGCAUCUAAUUUACCACUUAGAUAUCAUUUACCCCCUCUGCAUGACGAUGAUAUCGCGACUACGAUUCUUCAGGUGGGAAUGAUAUACGUCGGAGUUUGCUGUAUUCUUCCUGGUUUUUUUCCAAAAAUUCGGGAGAAGAAUUUUUUUUGGAUAACAAUAAUUGGAUUAUUGCUUCUCGUCGUUGUUCCAGUACUGCACAUUUUAUUGGACAGAAGUCCACUCGUCUGGAUGAUUUUUUAUGUUUUUGGAAGUUUAAGUAAGGUAUUGAUGAUACUUUAUUGGGCCGUCUGUCUAAUAUUAGGAGCUGGUCUUCUAUCAUAUCAGAUACGAUCCGGAUCACAUGCGGACACUAUUCACAGAAAAGGCUUUCAUUUUCUGGCUGUACUUGUUUACAUUCCUGGUUUACUGUGGGAACCGACAUUACUCUAUUUAGCGAGUGGAGUCACAAUGGGUCUAUUUAUAAUGUUGGAGCUGAUAAGACUAUUAAAGUUAUCAUCUCUGGGGAUUCUACUUCAAUCAGGAUUUUUGGCAUUUGCAGAUGGAAAGGACCACUUGGUUUCGUUGACACCCUUGUAUUUGCUGAGUGGAUUAUCAUUCCCAUUGUGGAUGCCAACAAGUAAUCUUGAAAUUUUACCGCUUCUCAGUGGUGUUUUGACAGUUGGAAUUGGUGAUUCAGUUGCGAGUGUUGUGGGCACAAAAUGGGGCAAAACUAAAUGGGCAGAUUCUGAUAAAUCUGUCGAGGGAACCGUUGCAUGUAUACUCAGUCAAUUAAUAUUUGUUUAUGCAUUCGCUGCAUUGGGAUUAAUUCCUAAUUACGUUACUCUCCUCAGAAGCACAUUAUCAAUAAUGGCAGUGUCCUUUGUGGAAGCUCGCACUGAUCAAGUCGACAAUCUCAUAUUAUCAAUUAUUCUUUACAUUUCUCUUGUUAUUUAAUUUUCUUCACGCAUUCGACAAAGCUAAUGAUGAAAAGUCUGAUAUGCACAUUUAGACUUUGGACCCGCUUGCAUAAAUUAAUUUCCCAUUUCAGUAAAUAUCCGACUAUGAAUUCAUGUGGAAUUCGAAAAGAGACAAAUUAUUUAUGUUGGAAUUGUUACUCCUCAACGAAUUUUUUAUGUUGUAAUAUUCAAUUUUUGCAUAUUACUGUUAUUGCUAACAAAUCAUUGACUUAAAUCAAUCGACAAUCAGAACUCGAUAAUUAUUACGAUGAUUGUUGCAUUCCUGUUUAUUGUAUUUUUAAUGUGACUCGAUACUUUCUAUGAACUUUCUAUGAAAUAAAAGUAUUUUUCUACGUGACCACCAUUUCUCAGAAG